This is a messenger RNA of Clarias gariepinus (North African catfish), 3258 nucleotides long. RefSeq names its product prospero homeobox 3 (gene prox3). Lineage: Eukaryota; Metazoa; Chordata; Actinopteri; Siluriformes; Clariidae. Gene Ontology annotation, biological process: regulation of transcription by RNA polymerase II. Bases 200 to 2182 code for a protein of 660 amino acids. Gene Ontology annotation, cellular component: nucleus. The transcript has 5 exons. The record is from RefSeq and is a predicted model, not a curated record. Gene Ontology annotation, molecular function: RNA polymerase II cis-regulatory region sequence-specific DNA binding; DNA-binding transcription factor activity, RNA polymerase II-specific.
GCGCGCGCGGUUGGGAAACGGAAGGGAUCGCAGCAGCAGGAAACCCGGUGGCACUUUCUGCGCUGCUGCUCUGCAUGGCCACAGGGUGACGGUCUCCUCUCCAGGAAUAAACACCACCAGGAUAUCAGAGUUCAAAGUGACCGCCCGGGCACGCCUUCACCUCCACUGUUGUAAUUCCAGGCUGAGGAGUCGAGGGGUGAUGGAUUGCCCGUCAGAUCUUUUCCAGCAGCAGCCGUCCCAGGUGUGCCACUUUGACCUGUACCAUAGUCCACCAGAGUCCACCUCCACUGGCCCCAUCAUUUCUCCUCUUUUGCACCCCAACAGUGCUUCCCAGAGGUGGGGUGGAUAUAGGCAGGGACAAUGCUUAUUCUCUGAUCUGCCAGCGCAUGAGGAGGAACAGGAGAUUGAUGCAGACAGGUUUGGGAGAAAAACAGCUCCAGGAGGAACUCCAAUUCCGCAGUACCGGCUUGGGGAUAGGAGACGAGGUUCUGGUGACUGGAGUCAGGACCUUCUGAGAGUGAAGCAGCUUAGAGUGGACAAUACGGUAAAGAGAGAGGCAGAGGCGGAAAGAGAAGGGCACAGAGGUAGGAGAAGUGUAGCCCAAUGGGUAAGAGCAGACAAGAGCGUAGAGGAAAGAGGACGGAGGAAGGAGAGCAGGGAGGGGAGGCAGCGGCAACGGCAUGAGCUGAAACUCCAGCUAGAGGAAACCAGAGGGAAGCUGCUAGAGCUUCAACGCAAAGUGUGGCAAGUAUAUGGAGAACAUCAUGUAGAUGAAGAGAAAGGAGGAGAAGGAGAUGAUGGAGUGAUGGACGAGACAGCAGAGAUUUUCUCUGAAGGAGAAACAGAGGAUAAUCUUGACAGUGGACUUUAUCCUCCUCUGGGUGCUAACAAUAAAAAACAUGAACGUUCAGGGAAUGAGAAUUCUGAGGUGUUUCCUGAAACCCCUGUGGACUUGGACCUUGACAUGGAGUUGGACGGAGGUGGAGUGUGGCUCGGGUGCAGUCUGGUGCAGGGAGAGUGGGAAAACAUAGGUGGCAGUGAGAAAUUUGCUCAGGCUCUAAAGCAGGAGCUGUCCAGUGCAGUGGCACGGGUCAUUGACAGGGUUCUCCAUCUCUAUGCUGAAACUGACCAAACAUUACCGUCCACUGCAGUUUUAGCCCAGGAGAUUCCCACUACUAGGGCACUAGACCCAAACCAUGAAAAGAAGCAAAAGCUUGGGGUGCCUGGUGGUACGACAGAACAAGCUGAAGCACUGCCACUGGUUGCAAAAAAACCUCACGAUAAAAGGAACCCUCUAAUUCCAGGCCGACAUAAGAACCUUCUCAUCCCUCAGGCUAACCCCAGCUUACCCCUUUUACCCCAGCCCCAUCUUUCUGCACUCUUACCACCAAGGAACAAAGACUCCUUCCUGCCAUCCUGCCCUCCAAACCCUCCACCACUGCCCCUGCCUCUUCUCCAUUACACCAUGCAGCAUCUCUUUACCCGUUCUCUUUCCAGUAUGCCGCUUCACAAAGACGGGCUCCCCAGUGAACCCUUUAUGGACUUUCGCUCGCACAAUCCCACGUUCCCUCCCUUACCUCUGCUUGGCCAGUUAAAUCCAUCUCUCACUGAUAGAGGAAGAGAUGAGGGGAUGAGAGUUGGAAUUGAUGGAGGAGAUUCAGCUUUAUAUCUUGGUCCUGGGGGCUCCCAGGAGGGUCUGUCUCCAUGUCAUCUGAAGAAAGCCAAGCUAAUGUUCUUCUACACACGCUACCCCAGCUCCAACACACUCAAGACUUACUUCCCUGAUGUCAAGUUCAAUCGCUGCGUCACCUCUCAGCUCAUUAAGUGGUUCAGUAACUUCCGGGAAUUCUUCUACAUUCAGAUGGAACGAUUUGCGCGUCAGGCAGCUCGUGAGGGUCCUGUGACAGCCAGAGAGAGGGGAUUGCGUCUGAGCCGAAAUUCUGAGCUCUUUCGCAUUCUGAACAUGCACUACAAUAAGAGUAAUGACUACCAGGUGCCGGAAAGGUUUGUGGAGGUGUCUGAAGUGGCAUUACGGGAGUUCUUCACUGCUAUCCAGAGUGGACGUGAUGCUGACCCCUGCUGGAAAAAGUCCAUUUACAAAAUCAUCUGCAAACUUGACAGCCCUGUGCCUGACAGCUUCCGUUUGCCAGGCUGCCCCAUGGACACACACCGCAUGGUCUAAAGACGCGCUCUCUCUUUCUCUCUUGCACAUACACCACUUACACAUCCUAUAGUGUAAGGGUUAAUGUGGAUAAAUACACUAAAACAUUGCCCAAAUGUAUUGGAGUUGGGAUACACACCCAAACACAUAUUGCCUGAUGAAAAUCAGCUUAGAUAAGCUGUCAAAAAUACAUGUUCAUUCAACCACAAACACAUACUACAUGCCAAAAGUUUGAAAGCAAAAUUAGUUUAGCAAAAAACAAGCAUGAAACCCCCCCCCCCCCCGCUCAAACAAACAAACAAACAAAAUUACUGACCAUAAUAUAAUUAAGACAACAAGGUCUAGCUUAACGUAUGCAGUAAUAGUCUAACUGUCUCUUAAUUUGUUUUUGCUUUUUGCAUUUAAAAUUUUGUUUUACAACAGUCAUUCAUAUGUAAUCUCACAUUCUAAUGUGCCUGAAAAACUAAAUGAAGUAUGGUAAAUUAGAGUGCAAGGAAGGGUUGUUAAAGAGACAAUGAAGGCUUUUUCCACACAGCAUGUUAAAAUAAUCACAUCACUGCAAGCCAAUGAAUUUUAGACCAAUCUCUUUUUAGUUAGACAAAAUGUCAUUGUACAUGUGCUGUGCUUGCUUGCGCACUUUUGGCCUGAAGUGUAUAAAUAAUUACUAAAUUAUCAUAUAAGCCAUGUGUAUAAUCUGAGAGUGAAUUAAUAGGGAUUUAUUGCCUUCCAGAUUGAAGAGAAAGAAAUACAUAUGGCACAAGAGGUCACUGGCCUUGUUGAAUGUAAACACUAAAUAGGACAUUGACAGGCAGUACGGAAUUUUUGGCUUUAUCGGUCCAGAGAGAUAAGCAUUAUUUAAAAAUAUUUAAAGUGCUUUUUCUAUUUAACAUGCCGAAACCUUAUUUACAUGUAUUUAUCAAGAAAAUGACAAAACAACUGUGGCCCUAGAUGUGGUUCAUUGUAAUUUUAUAUUUAAUAUUUGCUUAUUUGUCAUAAUGUUUGCUAAUAUGUGGCUAUUUCAUAAGACAUCAAAUGUAUAAAUGUGGAUUUGACGUGAUAGUACUACAUAAAAUUAAAUGUGAAAGUUCAACCACUUA